Molecule: messenger RNA, 890 nt
Organism: Menidia menidia (Atlantic silverside)
Lineage: Eukaryota; Metazoa; Chordata; Actinopteri; Atheriniformes; Atherinopsidae
Source: the annotation of a GenBank genome assembly
AUGGCCAUGAGCUCCUAUUUGAUCAACUCAAACUAUGUGGACCCGAAGUUCCCACCCUGCGAGGAGUACUCCCAGAGCGACUAUCUGCCCACUCACUCCCCGGACUAUUACGGCUCCCAGCGGCAGGACCCCGCCGCCUUCCAGUCGGACUCUGUCUACCUCCAGCCGCCGCCCCGGACGCACCCGCCGGCGCGCGCCGAGCAGCCCUACACGCCGUGCCAGCGCGCGGCUCCCCCCGCCUCGGUGCUGAUGUCCCCCCGGGGUCACGUCGUGCUCCCGCCCGGGCUGCAGACCGCCCCCGGCCCGGAGCAGAGCCGCCUCAGCGACCCGGUCUCACCGAGCCCUCCUCCGGCUCCGUCCUGCGACCAGACGGCCCAGAGCAAAAGCGCGUCCUCCCCCCCCAGCGCCCGCACGGACCCCGUAGUCUAUCCGUGGAUGAAGAAAGUGCACGUGAACAUCGUGAAUUCCAGCUACACGGGGGGAGAGCCGAAGCGCUCGCGGACGGCCUACACGCGCCAACAGGUUCUGGAGCUCGAGAAGGAGUUCCACUAUAACCGGUAUCUGACGCGCAGGCGCAGGGUGGAGAUCGCGCACACGCUGUGUUUGUCCGAGCGGCAGAUCAAGAUCUGGUUCCAGAACCGACGGAUGAAGUGGAAGAAGGACCACAAGCUGCCCAAUACCAAAGUCCGGUCCGGAACAAACCCCCAGAGCACGCCGGGCCCCCAGAGCCGGCUCCCCGGGCUCCCCGGGCCCCUAUAGCGGGGCUCCGCCCCCCCCCCCCCCCCCCGCGCUGCUGACCAUCCCUCUGCCCAGUACCUCCCGAACCGAACGCUGAAGAGACCCACAUUGCACUUUGGACCCAGACAAUGCCUUUGCUUUGGUGAGCUGUC